AAGAAUUACUUUAAAUCAAAUGUCAAACUCAUUCUAUAGAAGGCCGGGUUUCAGCAGGGUUUCACUCCACCCUUGAUUGAUGAAUUAAGGUCACUAAUUAGUAAGAAACUCCUCUAACCUGGUUGUCUAGGUCUUAAUUGAAAGGAAAAAACUAAAACCCGCAGACACUUAGCCCUCCAUGGAAUGAGUUUGACAACCCUGUAUUAAAUACAUUUUGAUUUGACUAGGGGCCGUCUGCCAGGUCCUGAUCACCAGGGUGGGAGACAUCCUGAACAGUACCUGCAACGACGAUUACAAGGCCAGGCUCAUCAUCCAGAAAGGAUUGGAUUCCGGUGCCAGGGAAAGGUUCCCUGACUCUCCGUGUUCCUCUUCACCCAAGGACGAAGAGGAGGUGGUUGUAAGUGCCAUGACUGUCUCAUACCCCAAACCCUCCACCUCUCCCCAGGCAGCAUGGGCAGCUCCUGCCCAGACUCUGGAAGAAGAGGUGGGGGGGGCUGAGGUCUCCGAGAUGAGUGACAGCUCCCUGAUGCCCACCAAGAACAGGCAGGACCCCCUGGAGAAGAUUCCCUCCCUCCUACUAGGCAAGGAGCACAUCCUCCUUUGCAGCACUCCCUGGGCCACCGUCAUGAGCCCCCAGACUCUGAAGUUUAUUCUCCACGGCAUCAUGUGCCGACUGGAGGCCUCAGAGUCCCUCCAGACAAGGAGGGCCAAUGACCCCUUCAGGCUGAUGAAGGAUCUCUUUGUGGAGGUCCAGCAUGCCCUGAAGUAUGCUGACAUCUCUGUCGUCUUUGGCCUGGAGCAGAGCAUCCAAUUCAGUGGUGAGGAUGCAGUGAAGGCCAUCGUGACGACUGCGGCUAAAAGAUUGUCCCUGCGUUCGGACUCCAACCGGGCUCAACUGCGUGCCGCACGCUCUGGUAGCGAGGCAGCCAUCAGGUGCAUGGCGGACACCAUCACACAAGUCAUAGAGGACUGGAGUUUCGAAGGCCAUUUUGGAGCCAGGAGGAGCCGUGGUAGUGGGAGGUCACACUCCUCAACCUCCUCAAGGAGUGACGACGUCACCCUCACCGAGGAGCUCCUGGCUUGGAGGGAAACCCUAGAAGAGGACCUAGAGGAGAUGGCUGAUGACAGCACUGGUUUGGAAAAGACCAGUGUGAGCUCAGCCAUCUCUGAGAAGUCCCAGGUAAUUAGCUACCUUUCUGAAAGCACCAAGCCCAUCAGCAGCGCCCUCUCCACAGACCUCGAGGACAUCACCUCCACACAGAAAAAAGAGAAGGAAGAGGCUAUGAAAAAAGAAGUGAGGAAGUCAGGAAAUAAGAAGCGAGGAAAUAACAAGAACCAGAAGAAGAACAAGGUGUCUCCUCUUGGCAAUGAUAGUACUGUGGCUGCAGAUGAGCCUAAGAAAAAACAGUCUCUCCUCCCGCGGAUCACAGCCGCCCUGGCAAAACUAUUUUGCUUCCCCUGCAAAAUAAAAAUGCAAAAAGUUACUGUGCAGAAGACGAGUUUGGGAAAACCUGCUGCCACUUCCCCCAACCCACCUUCUAAAUAA
Molecule: messenger RNA, 1546 nt
Organism: Oncorhynchus nerka (sockeye salmon)
Lineage: Eukaryota; Metazoa; Chordata; Actinopteri; Salmoniformes; Salmonidae
Exons: 4
Coding region: 407-1546 (379 amino acids)
Source: RefSeq, a predicted model, not a curated record